AGGAAAUACCCGCUGUAAUGACAAUAAAUGUGAUGCAGCCUCAAAGUACCCUUAGAAUGACCAAGAGUGAACAGCGAACAACACAGCAAUCAUAACAACUUCAGGCACGACAAUGAAUGUCACUGACAUUUUCUAUGACAAUGACUAUGAAGAUGAAGCAUGCGAAAAAGGCGAGGUGGUCCAAUUCGGCUCCAUUGUGGUUCCCGUUUUCUUCUCGUUCGUGAUCACACUGAGCCUCAUCGGAAACCUCCUAGUCCUCGUCAUCCUGGCUUUGUACGAGAACCUCAAGUCCCUAACCAACAUUCUCAUUCUCAAUCUGGCUGUGUCGGACCUGGUUUUCACCAGCGGACUCCCCUUCUGGGCCAUCUACCACAUGAGGGGCUGGCUCUUCCACGCCGCCCUCUGUAAAAUCAUCACUUUUGUCUUCUUCAUCGGCUUUUACAGCAGCGUGCUCUUCCUGACCGUCAUGACCGUCUACAGGUAUCUGACCGUGGUCCGCCCGUUCUCCGACCUGAGACCAAAAUCCACAACCGUGGGGGUUCUGGUGUCCAUCCUGCUGUGGAUCUUCAGCAUCGGAGCGGCCAUGCCCUCCCUACUUUUCAGUAACAUCGUGUCCAUCCCGCAAAAGGACAAACCCUCCCUGGGCUGCGAAUACGAGGACGACCUGUGGGCAACGGUUGGCGUUUCCCAACAGAACCUCUUCUUUUUGGUCGCCUUGGUAGUCAUGGCGUUUUGCUACUGCAAAAUACUAGGCAGAAUCGCGAGAACCAGAUCGCACACAAAGAGCCGUGCGGUGAAACUCGUCCUGUGCAUCGUGGUGGCCUUCUUCCUGGGCUGGGUGCCGUACAAUGUGGUGAUCUUUUUGAGACUUUUAGCGAACAAGUUGGUUCCACCUUUUGACGACUGCGACUUAAGUAUCCGGCUCGAUUACGCGUUCUAUGUGUGCCGGCUCGUUGCCUUCUCCCACUGCUUCCUCAACCCGUUUUUUUACGCGCUGGUUGGUGUGAAGUUCAGGGGUCACCUGAAGACAAUGUUAUGUCGGGUGUUCAGAGGACCAAUCCCUGUUGAGACACGCCAGGGGAGGAUGCAAAAUUUGAUCUCGCAGGGAUCAAUGUAUUAGUGUGGUUGUUAGAAUUAACGGUUUAGCUUCAUGGAAUAUGAUUGGUGAGGGUUCGCCACGGGCUCGGUCGGGCAAGUGUGACGUUUUAUUUUAGGAUUAAGGGUUAGUUUAAGCGUGGAGUCAGAGUUAGGUUUAGGCAAUUUGGGGGUAGGGUGUACAAUUGUAUAAAAAUGAACAAGUUGGAUAACUACUGCACUGUUUUACUUUUUUUUGAGGGGGGGUGUUCUGCCACAAUAAAAUGCAUAUUAUAAAAAA
Messenger RNA from Hippocampus zosterae (dwarf seahorse), 1375 nucleotides. It is a transcript of the gene xcr1a.1, whose product is annotated as chemokine (C motif) receptor 1a, duplicate 1. Bases 113 to 1120 code for a protein of 335 amino acids. The record is from RefSeq and is a predicted model, not a curated record. Gene Ontology annotation, molecular function: chemokine receptor activity. The transcript has 2 exons. Gene Ontology annotation, cellular component: membrane. NCBI's taxonomy places the organism in Eukaryota, Metazoa, Chordata, Actinopteri, Syngnathiformes, Syngnathidae. Gene Ontology annotation, biological process: immune response; G protein-coupled receptor signaling pathway; chemotaxis.